Melampsora larici-populina 98AG31 is the source of this 366-nucleotide messenger RNA. RefSeq lists its product as uncharacterized. Bases 1 to 366 code for a protein of 121 amino acids. The transcript has 2 exons. The record is from RefSeq and is a predicted model, not a curated record. Lineage: Eukaryota; Fungi; Basidiomycota; Pucciniomycetes; Pucciniales; Melampsoraceae.
AUGCAUGCUGUUGGUAUUAAUUUCACCGAUGAGAUUCACGAAUGCAUUUCGGAGACCAUCGUGGCCAAAUUACCUAACUCAAUGGAAACGACUCUGGCUAUCUUAGAAACCAAACGACCUUUGAAGACAAAGGUUGUCUUGGAUACACUAGAGGCUCACCUGGUUGAAUACAACGAACGUCAUCGAAACGACAACGACUCAGUUGCUCUGGCCACCAGUCGUCCACCUCCACGUCAAUCUGGCAGACGUUAUCCAUAUCCCACUUGCUCAAAUGGACGUCACAACCCUGCCGUGACUGGUUAUGUUCACGAUAAAUGUUGGAUUGCCUUUCCACAUUUACGACCAGCCAAUCUCCCUCGCAUUUAG